Molecule: messenger RNA, 273 nt
Organism: Geodia barretti
Lineage: Eukaryota; Metazoa; Porifera; Demospongiae; Tetractinellida; Geodiidae
Source: the annotation of a GenBank genome assembly
GUGACCAGGAUAAAGCGCGGCACAAAUAAGCGCCGUCGGCAUAAGAAACUACUCAAGGCAACCAAGGGGCAUCAAGGCGUUCGACACACACUGUAUCGCCGCGCGCACGAGUCGCUGAUUCACGCGCUCGCCUACUCUUACGCUCACCGCAAAGAGAAGAAGGGCGAUAUGCGCAGGCUGUGGAACAUCCCGCAUAAAUGCGGCCGCCCGCGCCAACGGCACUACUUACAGCCGCCUCAUACACGGGCUGAAGCUAGCAGGCAUCGAGAUUAA